AUGGAGGAAACAGACGACACAAGCCCUGAUGUUGUAGAAUUAGGCAUGGAUGGAUGUGUCGUUGAAUGGCAUGAAAGAAGUAUGAUGCCAGAACCAUACGUUGGGGAAGAACUACCACCAAAUUAUGAAAUCAAAGCCAUGGAACAAUUUACACGUGUCUUUUUUGAACGAUAUUCAAACUCGGGACCGACACUCUAUAUGAAUUCACUUGAUGAGGCUAUCACUCAUUCUUUGUUUGAUUCUAACGCUUCUUCUCCUUUAGUCCUCUAUAUACAUCAUGAUCGUAGCAUAGCCACAGAAAUCUUUUGUCGACAUGUGCUAUGUGCCGAAAAGAUUACGAAUUAUCUAGCUGGAAAUUUUAUCGUUUGGGCUUGGGAUCGAACCAACGAUAUCAACUAUCAACGGCUUCUGACUAUGUUACGCUCGUGUGUGGGUGAAUAUGUAGCGGAAUUAGUGGCUUCGUCACCAGUAGAUCUGCAUCCAUUACUUUUAUGUCUUGUGUUUCAAAAUGGUCGAAUAGAAGUUGCAAGAACCAUCGAAGGUAACAUGUCCGUCGAUUUGACUUACAAUCUUCUAGAACAAGCACGCAACGUGUUUGACGGCCGAAAUGAAGAGCCUGAUCCGAUUAAUUUGCAGUUAACAGAGGUUUCUAAUGAAGGUUGGAACAUGUCCGAAAGUCUCUUGAUACCUAUCCCAAAAGAUUCUGCAGACUUUCUAACAAUAGCUGAUGAGUUUAUGCCGAGUAGAGAAAAAAUUGUCAGUAUCAAUAGAGUCGAAAAUUCAAUGUGGCUAUUUCAGUAUCUCAAUAAUAAGGAAACCAUUGACGCUCGACUCGAUAGUGGUGAAAGUGAACGAAUUUUUACAUUCACUUGCCCAGAAUCAAUAGCUCAGCAAAUCCUUCGAAAAGGAUUUCAUGAUCGACUGAAAAGCAUUCAUGGUCGAAAAUAUGGCUACGGAUUUUAUUUUCCAUCUGCCACUGCCCCUAAUACAACAGAAAAAACACACGCAGCGCUUGUCUGUCGUGUAUUAGUCGGCCAAAGCUGUCUUGGUGAUUGGACAAUGGACACAUGCCCUGCAGGUUACGACUCAACAACAAACGGAUCUGACACUUAUGUUGUCUAUUCAAAUCGACACAUCUUGCCCAAAUAUCUAAUCGUCUUCACAUGA
Molecule: messenger RNA, 1167 nt
Organism: Rotaria socialis
Lineage: Eukaryota; Metazoa; Rotifera; Eurotatoria; Philodinida; Philodinidae
Source: the annotation of a GenBank genome assembly